AUGGAUGUAUUACAUUAUUCGUUUAGUCUAAGUGCUUGUCCUAAAUGUCAUUUAUUAGUUUGUAAACAUACAAGUCUUGCUGAUCUUGAUUUUCGUUCAAUUGAACAACAACAAGAAAAACAAUCAUUUAUUGAAUCAACCACGAAUACAAAUUCAACUAAUAUUAAAAAUCCUUAUCAAAGAUUAUCAACUCAUGGUAUGAAUUUUUAUAUAUUACCAUCAACAACAACAGCAGGAGAAUCUGAUAAUCGUCAUAGUUGGACAACAUUUGGUAGUAAUUCAAUUGAAAGUACCAAUACACUUGAAAAUCUAUCUAUUGAUCACGAUUUAUUAUGUGAUAAUAUUCCAUUUGCUGAUGAAAAUAUUAUACAUUCAUCAUUAUCAUUAAAACCAACAUUCAAUCAAAUUGUUCGUACACAAUCCGAACGUUGUCAAAAAAAUUUUAAACCAAAAAUUUUCCUAACAAAAAGUUAUUCAUUUUCAACAAUAUAUACAACACCGAAAUCUCUAACAAUCUCACCACAUAUACAAAAUAAUCCAAAACAAUCAGAAAAAUUAUAUUCAAAUUUUUCAAUAUUAAUUUUAAUUAUUCUUAUCAUAUCAUAUCUAUUAACAAAUACAUUUGAUAUUGUUCUUCUUUAUAUAUAUUAUCAUACAAAUUAUGUAUAUUUUACAAUAUUUUUAUCAAUUAUUUUCAUUUGUGAUAUUAUUUUAUGGAUAAAUAAUUUAAUUGAUAUGAAAAAUCUUUCAACACGUUUAUUAUUAAUACCAUUUAUCUUACGUCUUUAUAUACUUUAUGAACUUGUUGAAUUAACAUUAGUUUUAUUUAAUAAAAAUUUAAUUGAUAAUAUACAAAUAUUAAAUACACAAUCGACACCAUUAUCAUCAACAACAACAACAUUGGAAACAAAUAUAUCACAAACAACAAAUUCAUCUCUUAUACAUCCUCAUCAUCAUGAACAAAAACAACAUCAAAUACAAUCCUAUAAAACAAUGAAACGACGAAUUUAUCAUUAUUUAACUUUAUUCUAUUUAAUUCAUUCAAGUCUUUUAGUAUUUGUUAAUCUUUAUUUUUGGUCAAAUAAUUUUCAAUUAUCAACUAAAUCAACAUUAAAUAUGAAUUAUUUUAUUCCUAAAUGGACAACUCAUAAUGAUUUAUUAUUAUCUACUACAUCGAUGAAUAUGAUGCCUAUUCGAUCUUCGAUAGGAUUUUGGUCGAAAUUUGAAAAUGAUCGAAAACAUUUAGCACGUCGAACAAUGUCGUUGAAUUGGACUCGACCAUUAUUUUAUCGAGAAAUUCCACUUAGUAUUCGUCUUCCUUCUUCAUCUACUUUUGUUAUUACUAGUAUUUUAUAUCAUUUAAUAAUGAAUUAUUGUCUCCUAUCAAUAUUUCUCAGUCUUAAACAAAUAUCAUUUAAGAUUAUAAUAUCAUUUGUAUCUCGAUUAUGUUUAAUUAUUACACGUAUUUAUACAUUUAUCUUUUUAUUUCGUCUUAAUGUUUGGUGGUUUAUAAUAACUUUUACCAUUGUUCAUUGUUCAUUAAUGAUGACUCUUUUAAUUGAUCGUUCAAAAUGGAAAGAUACAUAUAAACGAAUGUUUCUUAAAUUAAUGUUUUCUUUUCUAACUCAUAGUUCAAUUAAUGAUAUAUCAAUUAAUACAUUAAUAUCAUUAGAAAAUAUUUCAAUAUUUCUUCAUCGUCUUUAUCUUGAAACAUUUUCAUCUCAUAAUGAAACAACAUUACGUUUAAUUAUAUUUAUUACAAUACUUAUUUCAUUACAAAUUAUUGGUUUUUUAUUUGAUAUUUUAUCGAAAAAUAUUCUUUAUCGAACUGAAACAACAAAUCAAACAAUCGCAAAAUUAUAA
Molecule: messenger RNA, 1863 nt
Organism: Adineta steineri
Lineage: Eukaryota; Metazoa; Rotifera; Eurotatoria; Adinetida; Adinetidae
Source: the annotation of a GenBank genome assembly